AAAAAAUGAAAAUAAAAACAAUAUUUUUUGUAAUCAAUUAAAAAGCAAUUAAUUGAAACUCAAUAUAAACACAAACACAACGUUUAUUAUGUUAUUUAAAAGUAAUUGAAUUAAAAUUAAUUAAAUUGUUUUUUGUGACCAAAAUAUAAAACAAGUUUUGGCAUAAUUUUUAACAACUUUUGUGUCUCUCAAUUGACUGUCUGGUCAUGUCGUUACCGACGCCACAAAUGCAGCCGCCGUCGGGUCCGCCAGUAGUGACCAACAGUUCGCAGUCAAGUUCUGGUGGGUCUUCAUCGGUGUCAACACCAACUUCGGCCGACGCGUGUCUGUCUAUUGUCCAUUCAUUGAUGUGUCACCGACAGGGCGGCGAAAGCGAAAAUUUUGCCAAACGGGCCAUUGAGUCGUUGGUCAAGAAAUUAAAAGAAAAGAGAGACGAAUUGGAUUCACUUAUCACCGCAAUUACGACGAAUGGCGCGCAUCCGUCCAAAUGUGUAACCAUUCAGAGGACACUCGAUGGCCGAUUACAAGUGGCCGGACGUAAAGGUUUUCCUCAUGUUAUUUACGCCCGUAUCUGGCGAUGGCCUGACCUUCAUAAGAAUGAACUCAAACACGUCAAGUAUUGUCAGUUUGCGUUUGACCUCAAGUGUGACUCCGUUUGUGUUAAUCCCUAUCAUUACGAACGGGUGGUCUCUCCAGGCAUUGAUUUGUCGGGACUAACACUUACCGGACAUGACGAAGAUGUUAGAAGUCAAGUCAAGACUGAAUAUGUUGCGGGUGGUGGUAAUGUGCCGCCAAUGAAUGAGCACAUGCAGCACGUAGUCCAGCAUCAUCCACAUCCAGGUGCUCUUCCACAGCCACCACAGCAUCACAUACAGACACAACCAGCACCUCAUAUGUCUGUAUCGCAUACAUCACAUAUAACUUCUUCCACAACAUCAACAUCAAUGUCUCCUUCAAGUAACGAUUCGUUUUCUCGUUUAAUGCCAAAUACGCCCUCCAGUUCUGAUUAUAUAUCGGCCUCAUCACCUCCAUCAGUGGCUUCACCUAUGGUUUCAAUGGUUCCACAGCAGACACCAGAAGUGCCACAAAUUCCACAAUCAGUGGCACCGGUGAUGGUUACAAAUGUGGGCCCACCACUCACUGCUAAUACCAUUACACCAAAUGGCAGUUCUGUUUCAUGGGCUGGUGCUGUUGGUGGUAGUGCAACACUUUCAUAUACUCAAACCAUGGUUCCAACUGAGCCUUCAACGCGUCCCAACACUGGUAUGCCUUCAACAACAUUCUGGCACUCGACUCAAAUGCCUAAUGAGCCGAUUGGAGCCAUUGCUCAGACGACACUCUCGAGUCAACCGCCGCCUGAAUACUGGUGUUCUAUCGCUUACUUUGAAUUAGACCAACACGUCGGCGAAACUUUCAAAGUGCAAUCAAGUUAUGAUUAUGUAAUUAUUGACGGCUAUGUCGAUCCAAGUGGUGGUAAUAGAUUUUGUUUGGGCGCCCUCUCCAAUGUCCAUCGCACUGAACAAAGCGAAAAAGCAAGACUUCAUAUCGGAAAAGGCGUUCAACUGGACCUCAGAGGUGAAGGUGAUGUAUGGCUUCGGUGUCAAUCCGAUCAUUCCGUAUUUGUUCAAAGCUAUUAUUUGGACCGCGAAGCCGGUCGAUCUCCAGGAGAUGCCGUUCAUAAGAUAUAUCCAUCCGCUUGUAUUAAAGUUUUUGAUUUAAGACAAUGUUAUCGUCAAAUGCAACAACAAGCGGCUACUGCUCAAGCAGCUGCUGCUGCUCAGGCCGCCGCAGUUGCCGGACAUAUUCCUGGACCAGCUUCUGUUGGCGGUAUUGCACCGGCAAUCAGUUUAUCAGCUGCAGCCGGCAUUGGAGUUGACGAUUUGCGACGCCUCUGUAUCUUAAGACUAUCAUUCGUGAAGGGUUGGGGACCUGACUAUCCGCGCCAAAGCAUCAAAGAGACUCCCUGUUGGAUUGAAGUACAUCUUCAUAGAGCACUACAAUUGCUCGAUGAAGUGCUCCACACAAUGCCUAUUCAUGAUCCCCGACCACAUGAUUAAGCAUUUAACACAUUUUUAAAAGUUUUUAAUUGCAAUUUAUUUUUUUUAAUUAUUUUUACUUGUGUUUUAAAAUAU
Molecule: messenger RNA, 2132 nt
Organism: Oppia nitens
Lineage: Eukaryota; Metazoa; Arthropoda; Arachnida; Sarcoptiformes; Oppiidae
Gene: Med
Product: mothers against decapentaplegic homolog 4-like
Exons: 5
Coding region: 207-2057 (616 amino acids)
Biological process (GO): SMAD protein signal transduction; BMP signaling pathway; cell differentiation
Cellular component (GO): heteromeric SMAD protein complex
Molecular function (GO): I-SMAD binding; RNA polymerase II cis-regulatory region sequence-specific DNA binding; DNA-binding transcription factor activity, RNA polymerase II-specific
Source: RefSeq, a predicted model, not a curated record